AAUAGAAGUUAAUAAAUGAACAGAAAAUUUCGACUUACCUCCCGCGGUUCCUUUCUGUAAAAUUGCGUGACCUGAAGGAAGAAAAAUGGGGAAACCGCCGGUUUCGCCGGAGAAUCAGCCACCUUUUCACCGGAGCGACGCCGACGACGACGAUGAGAACGUGAGGCAGCUCAACGAAUGCUCAUCCUUAUACUUAUCCUUGCAGGAAUGUCUGAUCAAAACUGAUAGGAACUGGAAAGCUUGCCAGGCUGAAGUUCAAGCUUUGAAGUCCUGCAAUGAGAGGAGGAGAAAGAGUAGCCAAGGCAAGUGAAAUUCUAGAAAGGAGUAGUGUACUAGUUUAUGAUAUCUAAGGUUUUGGCUUUAUUUGAUUCACAGUUUUGUUGUCUUAACGUAUACUGUCUCAGAGAUCUGAGAAUUUGACUCAUCAAACAACAUUUGAAGUGAGAAAAUGGAUAGAAAUUAUAAAUGAUUUUCAGGGUCUCUUUGACCAA
This is a messenger RNA of Momordica charantia (bitter melon), 491 nucleotides long. RefSeq names its product Cox19-like CHCH family protein. NCBI's taxonomy places the organism in Eukaryota, Viridiplantae, Streptophyta, Magnoliopsida, Cucurbitales, Cucurbitaceae. The record is from RefSeq and is a predicted model, not a curated record.